This is a messenger RNA of Seminavis robusta, 672 nucleotides long. NCBI's taxonomy places the organism in Eukaryota, Bacillariophyta, Bacillariophyceae, Naviculales, Naviculaceae. The record is from the annotation of a GenBank genome assembly.
AUGAUGACCCCCACCAACACUGCCGCUACGGUAACGGACACGGAGGAUUCCACUUGCUCUACUUCGUACGAGUCUCGAUUCCACACGUUUGUCUACGAGGAUCACUUUGGCCCUCAGCACGAACGGUCGGCCAUUGAAGUGCACUACACGCAAGCACUAUGCAUGGCACUGGGCAAACAGAACGACUACACCAAGGAACAAUCGAGUUGGCUCAAGGGAUUCUUGGUCACCAAAUCGGCUCCAUCGGUCUUGAUUGAAUCGGUCGAUGCUUUGUUGGAACAAGCGGGUGAUUUGAGUGAAGAAGAAUUCCAAGAAGACUGUGCGUUGCUAGCGUCUACAUUCUCCUCCAAAGCGGCACCUUCUGUCGUCUACGACAUGAUGUGUGGUGCCUGUGUCGGCGGAUUCCAAAGUGCCCAUCAAUGGGAAGCCAUUGUGGCUCUUUCGCGACAGUGGCACGUUAGCGAAGAAGUCUUGAGCGAAAUGCGCGAGACUGUGGAAACCGAAGAAGCUCAACGUCGUCAUCGACUGCAACGACUCUUUCCCAAAAUUCGCAACAUUGAUCACAUGCUCAUGAUGCCUCGUAUUGAAACACACAUGUACAUGGCACACAAGAGACAGUCUGCUGUCCGCAACAGCAACAGCAGCAACAAGACCAGGCAGUACAAAUUGUAA